AUGCGCUUCGGAAUCACAGUUGGCAGCCUCUGCGCCGUCCUCUUCGGACUGGGUGCCGUCGCCAUGCCCGCUGAUCCAUCUGUCGACGCCUGCUGCUGCUGCGACAUCAGCCGCAACGUCAUCUCUUGCACACGUUCUAUCAAGAAAGCCGAGUGCGUGUGCGCCGCCGUUGUUUGCCCUCCCAACGCGCAGACCGUCUUUGAUGAUGCUCCGCAGUCGACUCAUCAUGCCAGAGCACCGGCCGGUCCGUUCAUCCCGCCUAUUCCUACCCCGGAUCCUGUCAAUGUCGUCACUCCACCUCCCCCCGCUGGAGCGGACAACACCCAUGGGACUGCCAGCAAGCCGACGCCACUUCCCGUCAGCGAGAAGCAAAACACUGUCCCGCCCAAGUCUGGCGUGCCAGAUAGCUGCUUCCCGGCCAACACUCCGCUGUCUAGGUGCUGCUGCUGCAACAUCGCCAAGAAUGUGGUCGAGUGCAAGACGGUGGCCCAGGGAAACUGCUUCUGCGCCGCCGUGGUCUGCCCUGCAGGCGCGAAGACAAUGGACGUUCCGCCAGCUGCGUGCGCCAGUCACUAA
Purpureocillium takamizusanense is the source of this 576-nucleotide messenger RNA. RefSeq lists its product as uncharacterized. The record is from RefSeq and is a predicted model, not a curated record. Bases 1 to 576 code for a protein of 191 amino acids. NCBI's taxonomy places the organism in Eukaryota, Fungi, Ascomycota, Sordariomycetes, Hypocreales, Ophiocordycipitaceae. The transcript has a single exon.